AUCUUACUUAUGGUGCAAUUCGGCAGUGACAGCAUGGCUCGUAAGCUGCUUGACAAGCCGCUGAAAGCGGUAUGUUUUGUGAAAAUUUGUUUUGGUGCAUAUUUAUUUUACAUACUUGACGUAUUUUUUUUUACCUUCGCUUCUGCCGGGCAACGGAUUUAUAUUCCUCGCCUGAGAUUGCCAUUUGUGAAUCGCCAGAGAUAUCCGAAGGCUCAGGUGGUAUCGCACAUCAUGGUGGCCUGAUGCGAUCGUCUCGUUUUGUGAUUGAACCCAACAUCUCCAAACUUCCUUAUAUCACCCUAGCAGCAUUGCAGUUGGUAUUCAAUCCAACCCACAACCCGUGUGGUAUGCAUCAUAGUUCAUCAGCAUAGCCCUCUCAUUUAGGCGAACUACAACCUGGAUGCAAACAACAAAGUUUGUACACAUAACGCCUCCCUUUUCUUGUCUAAUUCACAACUCGUUCUAUUUAUACAUCCCCGACAUACAGGUACAAACCACCGUGCCUGACCAGGACACAUCAAUCUUCAACUGGAACUUCAUCGAAACAUUUGCGAACAACUCUACGACGGCCACGGACUUCAAGCGCAGCGUGAGUCACUUUGAAAGCAGUAUAUUUCAUAGCAGCUCUGACCAUAAUUCCACUCCUUCCUCCCCAACCGUCUCUCCCACUCACUCGCCGGUGUUCCGCCGCUCUAACCCUGGUGCUAUACAUGAGCUACACAACCAAUCCGCUGCAACCGGACACCCAUCUGGCAGUAGGAUCGGCACCGACAAUACGGAGGUGAAAGCUGGUGGUGUAGUCAGGACUAACACACACGCUACGAUACAUGCAAACGCAAAGGCAUAUACUCCUUCACAUUCAAGCCAAUUAUUAAGGCCUCAGCCGACGAUCCGAACUGCAAAAUCGGUGAACGCUACCCCGUCACAGCAUCCCAUGUUCAAUCGGUUGCAAGGUGAUAACGGCAAUCACAGCAGAGAUCGUAUACCGAGUGAGGACGAUGGUGAUGUGCUGUUCAGCAAUAAUGCCAGCAAGAGUCCGGCAGACUCGCCGCGAGUGGCAGGUACGAGUGAACGUGCUAUGAAGUUCUUGGGCCUUGACGAUCAGCACGACGAUACAUACGGUGAUGGACCCCCACCGUCCCCGCUCGAAGCGCUCACGAAGAAAUUUAUUUUGCCUUUGCUAUGGUGACUACCGCCUGCGCUUGCCUGCGCUCGAUGGAUUCUCGAAGAACUGUAUAUGUAGAAAUUUUUUUGCAUCUGCUCCGGCUCCGAUGAUAAACGAGCCGUGAAUAAAUACAUCAAUUUAG
Molecule: messenger RNA, 1307 nt
Organism: Sphaeroforma arctica JP610
Lineage: Eukaryota; Ichthyosporea; Ichthyophonida
Exons: 1
Coding region: 401-1189 (262 amino acids)
Source: RefSeq, a predicted model, not a curated record